Messenger RNA from Monascus purpureus, 1530 nucleotides. The record is from the annotation of a GenBank genome assembly. Lineage: Eukaryota; Fungi; Ascomycota; Eurotiomycetes; Eurotiales; Aspergillaceae.
AUGCCUUCUGUUUAUUUGUCUAAUAUUUCCAACGCCUCAGUUGAAUUCAAGACAUACAGCGAAGAACUAGACUAUUCGGCGGAAGGAAAACCGGAGCCAAACAUUCGCUCACAGACAUUGGUUUACCGCUUUAAUAGCUCACAGUGGUGGAUAACAGUGACAUUUCAAGGUUAUGUUUACAGCCUGAUAUCGAAACGAGAACGUCGCAAUGAAUUUCGAACUUUUGCCAGUCUCAUAGACUACAACUCACUUCCUCUGCUUGAUGACACUAUCACAGAACUAAUUCUAGCCGAGGUUUCUGGAGGACAGAAUUCGAAAGUCAUUAUACAUGAAAGUGAAGCAUCUGCCAACAAUCCCUUUGUGAGGAUCGCUUCCAAAUUGGGAUGGACCAUUCGGGAAGAUCCUUCAAGGGUAGUUUAUCCAUUAUGCGAUGAAUUUCCCUCCUUUCGACUUAUCAACUUGAAUGAGCUUUCCGACAAGAAAGAGAUUGCAGAUGGAGUCUUCCAAGUCAUCAACAUCAACAACAAGACACCGUAUAUACUCAAAGUUGUGAACCGCCCCCUCUAUCAUCCUCAUGACACGGAGGUCAUACGCAAAGAACUAGAAAAUCUUGAGAUAUUUCGAAAUGUGCCAAAUAUUGUACAGGCUGCUGGUAUCGCGGUCUCUACAAACCCUUAUAUGACGUCAAGCAGAAGGGAUCAACCACUUGUUGUCAUGGGUAUUGUGCUGGAAUAUUACAGUGGUGGCUCUCUACAAAGAAUCCUGAGUGAACACCACCUGCUUGGAUUUCCCUGGGAACAGUGGGCUCUACAAAUUGCUACUGCAUUAUGCUGUUUCCACAAGGCUGGGAAAUCCCACAUGGAUAUUAAGCCUUCAAACGUUGUUCUUGAUGCAGAUGGAAACGCAGUGCUUAUUGACAUCAGUGGUAUUGGUGGAAUCACACAUGGAUGGCGUGCCCCGGAGAUCCGAGAUGAGAUAUUACCUAGUGAACUCCCGGUUGAGAUGCGUCAAUCACACGACACCUGGGCUUACGGAAAGCUUCUGUUGGAACUCGUUCUCCAUGCAGAAGACAACCCUGUUACAAAGAAAUUGAAGCAAAUUGCUGAUUGCUUAAUGAUAGAGAAGAUGAAUGAGCGCAUGACUAUCUCUGAGGCUAUCCCAAAACUGAAGCUUGCUGGUAGUGAUAAUAUUCAUGAUACAUGCGAGUAGGGACCGAUGCAGCUGGGGUGAUCAAGAUCCAGGGGAGGACAACACGCAGGAAAUAUCCGGAUCAGUAUUACAUUCUGUCUGUCCAAUUCCUGUCCAAAUAUAACAUCCAGACUCGCAAACAGAGCUAGCGUGAAUGGAACUCUAAACUAUUGUCUUGCAAGUCCUGGUUCUACUUUUUCACCUUUUUCCAAGCUAUCAUUUCAACAAUCCUGAUAUGGCAAAGGCGGUUUCUUUCUUGUACUAUGUACCUACUCUAAAAAGGUGGAAAUAUCAAUCCAACCUUCCUCGCCAGCUUUGUUUAUUUUAUGAACCCAUAAGUUA